Molecule: messenger RNA, 3020 nt
Organism: Westerdykella ornata
Lineage: Eukaryota; Fungi; Ascomycota; Dothideomycetes; Pleosporales; Sporormiaceae
Exons: 8
Coding region: 91-2766 (891 amino acids)
Cellular component (GO): Golgi trans cisterna; Golgi medial cisterna; membrane
Source: RefSeq, a predicted model, not a curated record
GCCGCAUCAACGUUACGACCAUCUCUGUCCCCGCUCAACACUGCUCACCUCUUCGCAAAGCAAUGCGUGGCUAGAGUGGCAUGAAUCCUCAUGGGCGCUUCCGAUUCGAAACUCAGCUUCAAGCAAGGCAUCUUCCGCCUGUCUGAGCCCAAGCAGAUUCCCGCCGAUGAUGCAUACUGGACUGGCUUUUGGGAGCUGCCCGAGUCGAGCGAGGAUGUCUUCUCUCUAUUCUCCGCGGCUGAUAUUCGCCGUACCCGCGACAAUAACCUCGCAAAUCUAGAAACACUUAUACUUGCCGUCAGCUCACGACUCAACGUCCUCCGCCACCACCCUUCGUUCCCCGAUCCCGAACUCGCACCCGAGCGUGACGCCCUCAAUUGUAUACGGGUUCUCACUCGAUUGUUGCCUUUCAUCUAUGAAGCCGAUCAUCUAGAAUCAUGGGAAGACCAGUUCUUCUGGGCCACUCGGCGAAGGCGCAGCCGGCGGGGUCAGGUCGCGCGCUCAGAAGUCCUCUUUGACGAGGAAGAGACAGAUCAAACGCCAGAUCUCCCCGCAGAACCAGAGUUUGAGAAGGCGAGGCCGUUGGCGGAGGAGAUCAUCGAUACAUUGAUAGACCUGUUGUUUUUCUCGGAGUUUACGCUGCCCAAGGCACCUCCGGGAAAGAACAAGGUGACCUACGCAAUAUGGCAGAGUGGAGUAGGCUGCAACACGCCUGUCGCUUCAACUAAAGAGCUUGAGAAUAACAGGACGGAGAUAUUACGCCUGUUGCUGACUUUUGCAAGCAAGUCCAUGUAUAUGCCUGCGAAUAUUCUGCCCGUCAAAGGCGUCAAGGCCAUCACGUACAUGGCCACAUGCGCGGAUAAGCAGAUCGUACUCUCAGUUCUGUGCUCACUUCUAAACACUACGCUGAAGUACAACCCUGCGUCAUGGCGGGUGCCAUACGAUCACGUCGUGUUCAAAGACCACAAGCAAAUUCUCGUCACAUACUGCCUUCAACUAUUACUGGUCUUGAUACUAUACCCCAUCCCUGAGCCAGGUAAUGGCCCACCUCCCAAAAACUUCUACCGACAUUUUUUGGGACGCCUGCAUCGCCCGCAGGACUUCCAAUUCCUCGUCGAUGGGAUGACUAGAGUCUUGAACCAACCGCUGCAAGCCACGGCAUCAUAUCUUCCAGGGAGCCACAAGUCGCUGACAUGGGCCCCGGAAAUGAUAAUGCUCUUCUGGGAAGCCCUGCAGUGCAACAAACGAUUCCGCUCGUUCAUUAUAAACACUGAUCGCGCCCACGACUUCGUCGUCUUGGUGCUCUACUACGCGAUUGAUCAGCGCAAUGACCCGACGAAACAGGGGGUCGUCAGGAUGUGCAUCUUUGUGCUUCAGACCAUGAGCGUGGAACCGAACUUUGGGAAGAGUCUAAACAAAACUUUUGAGGGCCAGGAGUCGCUCCCAGCAAGCAUUCGGAUACCCAACUUCCAUGGCACCUAUGCCGAUUACCUUAUCACUUCAAUCUAUACACUCCUCACUACAAGCAAGGGCAAACUUGAUGCGAUCUACCCAGCUCUCCUUGCCAUUAUCAACAACAUCGCCGCAUACGUACAAAACCUCGGAAGGGCGCCAAGCUCCAAACUUCUUCAGUUGUUCUCCUCAAUGUCUUCGCCGAGCUUCUUGCUCGCGAAUGAGAAGAAUCAUACUUUGCUUCAAUCUCUACUCGAAGCGCUUAAUGCAAUGAUUGAGCAUCAAUAUCAAAAAAAUCCCAACUUGGUAUAUGCAAUCAUAAGAUCACAAAAGAAAUUCCAAGCCCUAAGAGACUUCACGCUUGAAAGCGGCCAGGAAGAGAUCGAGCGGCAAAACCAGUUGCGCAAGGAGCAUGCUAAUGAGCAGCGACGAGCUAAUUCCAUCGACAGCUUGAGAAGCCCAACCACUCCACGUACGCCAUCACUUAGCGAUGUUCCCGAGGAGAACGGUGCAUUCGCUAUAGGCGACGAUGACGACUCUGAUGGCGAGGGCGAGCACCGAGUUUCAGAGGCUCCCCGAUCGCCAGUCCAUUCUACUGCAGGUGGCUCCAGGAGCGUGUCAAUAGCCUCCUCUGCAGACGAAACAGUACCACAGCAAUUGCGCGGCAUGUCCGAGAAGGCGCGCGGUAAAAUGCCAGUAGGACAGCCAGCGUUCUCGCGCCAGAACAGCACGACUUCCCUCAACAGCAUUAGUACGCCCAAUCUCGGUCCCAACGGAUCCUUCAUGCCUACUGCAUCAUGGAUCGAAAGCUGGUUGCCUACCCUCCCCCUCCACACUCUCCUCAUGCUCAUCUCCGAACUCUCCCCCCACUUGCCAUCCUCAGUCUCCGACCCCUCCACCGCCCUAAAAGUCAUCCAGUCCACUCCCGUUCGCGGCAUCGAACCCUCUCCCAUUCGUGUCCACCUUUUCGAAUGGUCGGCUCUCUCCCUCGGUUGGUACGAAUCCCUACUGUGGGGCUUCGUUUUCGCCUCCGAGAUGCUGGUUUCUAAAGGCACGGUCGGAGUCUGGAAUAACACCAGUAUCCGAUUGUUCAAGGUGCAGGAAGCUGCGGUGCAGACGCCGAGCCUGCUCGCGCCGCGGGGUGCGGUAGAUGCAGUGGGGAGUAACCUUGUGCAGCGGAUUGGAAGCCUGAAUCUUGGGAGAGGAGGGGGAGGGGGUGGUACAGGUGGAGGAGCGGGCGAAGUGACCGCUCAGAGACACAGUGGCAAUUCCGGGCAGGCGGCGGCGCCACCUAUGAGCGUUAGGGACGUGUAGGUGCGUCUUCCAGGACAGCUUUGCGGACAGCAUUGUUAUGGAGUGGUUAGGAAGAUAAGGCAAGGCCUGGAGUUACAUAGGAGGGGUGGCGGGUGGCUAGAUUCUACAUUGUUAUCGUCAGAUGCCACCGAGUAGUGUUUAUGUCAGCAUACUCCCGAUAACUAUGUGAUUGUCUUACAACUCUUCUUGUGUUCUUCGUUGAAGAGAAGUCCACUAGUAUAUUCGAAGCAUCGUAUAGCUCGUUGAGGUUAAUU